Molecule: messenger RNA, 3389 nt
Organism: Stegostoma tigrinum
Lineage: Eukaryota; Metazoa; Chordata; Chondrichthyes; Orectolobiformes; Stegostomatidae
Gene: elmo3
Product: engulfment and cell motility 3
Exons: 22
Coding region: 567-2726 (719 amino acids)
Biological process (GO): actin filament organization; cell motility
Source: RefSeq, a predicted model, not a curated record
AUGCUGCCUCUCCCUGCGGGAGGAGCUGGCGUGUGUCAGUUUCUAACCCGGAAGCCGAGUUCCAGUCCCUGCUGGGCUCACUCCCUGCAACUUCUCGGCUCCAAAACUCCCGAGAAAAAGUUUGUUUCUGGCAACUGCGUUCUGUCGUGCUGACUGCCCACCGCGGUGAAUCUCACAGGCCCUUCUGAAGCGGAACUCCGUGCCGAGGGUGGGCAGCAUCCCAUAAACACGCCCUUGGCCAAGGCAAAUCCAGCCAAAGAGAUUUCCCUCACUUGCUAUCUCGUGCAAUCCAGGAGAAGGAACACGGACAGCGGGAUUUUAGCCGCGGAGGGAGAACUCGGGUUUUUGCAGCAGUAGCGAGAGAGCUGUAUCCGGCAGCUUCAACUCCAAAACCCUGACUUCAAAAACUGAAAGCAAAUCUAAAACCCUGGGUCUGAGAUCGGAGAAAGUCAGACAGCAUCUGCAGAGAGAGAGCAAGAAUCGACCCAAGUUUAUCCUUGUACUGUGCAGGAUCCCAAUAUAGUCAAGUGAGCCCGCUCCUUGGGCCUGAGCAGACUUCAGCCGCCAUGCCACUGCCCAAAGAUAUUGUCAAGAUCGCAGUCCAGAUGCCUGGGGCCUAUCCCCAGUUGAUCGACCUCGAUCAGAAGAAGCCUCUAUCGACUGUCCUGAAGGAAGUCUGUGAUGUCUGGAACAAGAGUAACCCUGAUCAGUAUGCCCUGCAAUACGCUGAUGGGAUACAGACCUACAUCACAGAGACGAAUCGCCAUGAUAUAAAGAAUGGGAGUAUUCUGCGCCUGGCAACUGCCCCUAGCCGAGAGGCUGAGAACCUGUACACCGGCACCCAGAGCAACAACUACAAUGUGCGCUCGGACUCGCUGAAGAGCCUGGCGGUCCUCUCCAAGGAUAUCACCUUUGCCCAGGAGUUCAUCAGCAAGGAUGGGAUUGCUGUGCUCGUCCACAUUGUGGAAAAUGGCCACGACACUGGUGAGAGCCUGGCUCAUGCCCUCAAUGCGUUCAUCGAGCUGAUGGAACACGGAGUUGUUUCCUGGGAAACCCUCAACCACGUUUUCAUCAAGAAGAUUGCAGGGUUUGUGAACAAAUCUGCAAUGGAUGCAUCGAUCCAGCAGCUUUCGUUGGCGAUCCUGGAGAGUAUGGUACUAAGCAGCGGCUUCCUGUUCCAGUUGGUGAAGAGCGAGGUGCCUCUGGACAGACUUAUCUCUCACUUACAAGUGACAAACCAGAUGAUCCAAACGAAAGCAAUGGCUCUGAUCAUUGCCCUGCUGCUGAGUUCUAAGGAGGACGAGAGGAAGGAAAUGAUGGACUUCCUCAAUAAGAGAAACCUCAGGCAGUACAUUUUCAAGAACAUUAUUCUGAGCUCUUCCACAAUGAGAGAUGAAAUGGCUCACUACUUGUAUGUUCUACAGUCCAUUUCCCUUAACCUCCUCGAGCCCAGGACGAAGAUUCCAAUGGACCCUUAUAAUCAGGAGCAGAGGGAUAUGGUCCACAGGCUACGUCAAGCAGCCUUUGAGUCUGAUGCUGAUGGCUCUCCUGGAAACUUCAACGCAGACCGGCGGAAAUCUUUGUGCGCCAGAGAGUUCAAGAAGCUUGGCUUUCCUAACAGUGCCAACCCCUCCUUGGACUUCAGCCGAACACCACCUGGCCUCCUACCUCUGGAUAAUAUGACUUACUUUGCCACGCACCACACUGAUGCCUAUAACAGGUUUGUCCUGGAGAACAGCAGCCGUGAAGACAAGCACGAGUGCCCGUUUGGCCGGGGCAGCAUUCAGCUGACCAUCAUCCUCUGUGACAUACUCAAGAUCGGAGAUCCACCUUCAGAGACAGGCCAAGACUUCUACCCCAUGUUCUUCGCCCAAGACAGGGUUUUCGAGGAGCUGUUUUGUGUGUGCAUCCAACUGUUGAACAAGACGUGGAAGGAGAUGCGAGCCACACAGGAAGACUUUGACAAGGUUAUGCAGGUGGUACGGGAACAGAUCACACGGACGUUGGCCUCCAAGCCCACCUCUCUCGACCUCUUCCGCAACAAGGUGAAUGCUAUGAACUACAGUGAGAUUCUCAAACUCCGGCAGACAGAGAGGAUGCACCAGGAGGAGACCCUGGCACCACCAGUCCUGGAGUUAAGGGAGAGACUGAAACCAGAGCUGAUGGAACUGAUUAAACAGCAGCGUCUCAACCGUUUGUGUGACGGUACGCUUUUCCGUAAAAUCAGCAGCCGGCGACGCCAAGACAAGCUGUGGUACUGCCGCCUGUCUCCCAAUCACAAGGUGCUUCAUUACGGGGAUGUGGAGGAAAGGGAUGAGAAUCCAGCCAUCGAGCUUCUGCAGGAGAAGAUUCCUGUGGCCGAUAUUAAGGCUUUGGUGACCGGGAAGGACUGUCCCCACAUGAAAGAGAAGAGCACCCUGAAACAGAACCGAGAGGUGCUAGACCUGGCGUUCUCCGUCCUGUACGAUGCAGAGGACUACUCGCUGAACUUCAUAGCACCAACCAAAUAUGACUUCUGUCUCUGGACUGAUGGCCUGAAUGUCCUGCUGGGUAAGGAGCUCUACAGUGAGCAGACCAAGAGUGAGCUGGAGAUCCUGCUCUCCAUGGAGGUCAAACUGCGGCUCCUGGAUCUGGAGAACAUCCCCAUCCCAGAGGCUGCCCCGCCAAUCCCUAAUGCUCCAAGUAACUACAACUUUUGCUAUGACUACAGCCACACAGAGCACUGACUAUAUCAGGCUGGAAUCACAUCAAGAUUCAUCAAGGUCUGGGGUGGGCUUGGGGUCGUUGCAGAUUUUAUACAGCACAUGUAAAAAUUAGGUUUUGUACACAGCCAGUGACUCGAGUAUUUUCAUGUGCAAUAUUCUAGAAGAGACAAAAGGUACUUAUGAGGGAGGAAGGUGUGGCACACUUAGCUGAUAGCAAAGAUGGCUGCCCUGACACACUGGGCAAUUAGCUCACAGGAACCGGCCCAUCUCCGAAAGCAUGGUAAGCAGGAAUCCUGGGAACCUGAAGGGUGAGAAAAUGGUGGCAGCAUUCAGCAGGAGAUAUCUGAGAAGAGUGGCAUUAUGGUGGCUCAGUGGUUAGCACUGCAGCGUCACAGCAGCAGGGACCCCGGUUCGAUUCCAGCCGCAGGUGACUGUCUGUGUGGAGUUUGCACAUUGUCCCCAUGUCUGCAUGGGUUUCCUCCAGGUGCUCCGGUUUCCUCCCACAGUCCAAAGAUGUGCAGUUUAGAUGGAUUGGCCAUGCUAAAUUGCCCAUAGUGUUCAGGGAUGAGUAGAUUAGGUGGGUUUAUAGGGGGAUGGGUCUGGAUGGGAUGCACCAAGGAUCGGUGUGGACUUGUUGGGCUGAAGGGCCUGUCUCCACACUGUAAGGAAUCUAUGAUCUAUGAU